Molecule: messenger RNA, 4256 nt
Organism: Spodoptera frugiperda (fall armyworm)
Lineage: Eukaryota; Metazoa; Arthropoda; Insecta; Lepidoptera; Noctuidae
Product: NEDD8 ultimate buster 1-like
Exons: 13
Coding region: 120-1958 (612 amino acids)
Biological process (GO): regulation of ubiquitin-dependent protein catabolic process
Molecular function (GO): protein binding
Source: RefSeq, a predicted model, not a curated record
GUAACUGUCAAAAACAGAAUAAUUUCCUGGAAAAUUGUAUUGUUUGUUGUUAUUUUGCGACUCAUCGGAUCGGACUCAUCGUCCAUUUAUUUUGACGAUUCAUUGUGUCUCUAAUAAAAAUGGAUAAUAAUUUACAACAUGAAGAUUUGUUGAUAAAAUUACGCGCUAAACUGAACCAGGAGAAGGUGAAAUUAUGGGAACCUCCGUUCAUCACCCAAGAUAAUGAAAUCACGCAAGAUUUUAAGGAUAUUUCGGCAAAAUACGCGAAAGACCUCUCCUUGGAAACUGACGUAGUGCAGCAAGCUUUGCGGGAACUGCAGUUACACUCGCUGGAGCGGUCUAAAGACAAUGAGGAGUUCAAGGAGACAGGGUUUGCCACCUUCAGGGUCAAAGCCACCAUACCUGGUGAGAAACCCAAGAUGAUGAAGUUUCAGAAGAAGCUUGAGGGUCUCGGGUCUGAACUGAUAGCUGCUAUUGCUGCUGAGAUUGGAGUUACGGAGAAUAGAGUGAAGUUAAUAUUCAACGGGAAAGUGAUAAAGCCUACCCCUAGCUUGGAACAACAAGGGUUGAAGAAUGGAGCUACUCUGAUGGCUCUUGUGAUGGCAGAAACCCCGGAGGAAGUGAAGAAAGAGGAGAACAUGUACAUGGAGAUGAAGACAGUCCGGGACGAUGCCACGCUGCUGUCCGAGUAUGUCGACGAGCUGGCUGAUGAUGAGGAGUAUAUAAAGCUGGAGGACCAGUCGGGCGCGACAGUAGAGCUGCCCCCGGCGGAGCGGCGCGCGCUGGUGGUGGGGCUGGCGCUGCACGAGCGGGGCCGCACCGCCGCGCGCCACCACGACUACCCACUCGCGCUCGUACUCUUCCUCGAGGCUGACCGACAGCUCAGCGAGUGUCGGUCGUCGAUCCUGAAGUCGGUGGACAACUGGGCGGUGCUGCAGCUGGACGUGGCGUGGAGCUACCUGUGCCUGCGCAGCCUGCCGCACGCGGGCGACGCGGCGGCGCGCCUGGCGCGGGCCGAGGCCGCCUUCAAGGACUCCUACGGGGAGGACCACGCCCGGCUCAUCGCGCUCAAAGGCAGUGCUGCGAACGAGCGCGUGCUACUGAUGCGCAUGUACCUGCUGCAAGGCAUCGUGUGCUACCACCAGAACAAGCGCAGCGAGGCGCGCGCACUGCUCGCCAAGGCAGAGACCGAACUCAACGCGCUCAGGGUGGACGAGGAGUCGGUGCUGACGCUGAUGGAGCUGGGCUGGUCGCGCGCGGCGGCCCGCGCCGGGCUGCGCGCCGCCGCCGGACACGUGGACACGGCGCACCACUACCUCGCCGACCGCCGCGCGCAGCGGGACCGCGCCCGGGACGCGCACCGGAACGAGAGACAGCGUCGCCUACUAGGUGUGUGUGAGGACGGCUCCCAAAUAAACCUUCAACUGGUGGAGGCGCUGGUGGGUAUGGGAUACCCGCGGGGCCUCGCCAUCUGUGCUCUCAGGAACUCCAACAACCACGUGGCCGAGGCUGUCAGGCUCAUACAGGAACAACCUGAACUGUUGGAAGACAGCGACAGGUCCUCGGACGACGCGUCCACCAUCAGCUCGGACGACUCCAACAUCGUGCCCGACAACAAGCUCGUCGCGGAGCUGGAGGCGAUGGGCUACGACGGGGCGCAGGCGCGGGCCGCGCUGCGCAUGUCGCGGAACCACAUCAGCGGCGCCGUCGACCGACUCGUCGCCGGGAACGGAGUCGUGCACAGAAAUGAUGACCCUGAGGACCCGUCCACCAGUGCAGGAGUUGUCUCUAAGAAGAAGAAGACUAAGAAGGAACACAAGAAAGACAAAAAGAGGAAAGAGCGGGAUCAAGCUCUGCGCCGCCUGACGGCAGCUAUAAAGACUGAAGAAGAUGACUACCUGGACACCUCCCUCACUGAGGAGGAGGAGUUCCUCGCACAGUACAAGUCACUCCUCUAGACUGACCUCACUAUGGUAACUACUCAUAGUCAGGGUUAUCCCUGACAAAAUAAGAUCUCGUAUUUGUAAACAUCGUAAAAAUACUAUUAAAAAGUUUAUAAUUUUUUCUCGAAGCUUUUCGAGAAUGCCUGACUAAUUUCGAGCCAUACCGGGAUCCUUAUUUAGCUACCCGACAGUUUUCGUGCUCGAAAUCAGUUUAUUAGUGUCUUAUGAAAAAUCAAUUUUAUUUUACUUGUUUUGAUUGAAAUUUUUAAGUGUAUUAAAAUAUUUUAAGUUUAUAAAUUGUGACAAUUCGAAUCAAAUUAUUGAAAGAUAAAUAUGAACUAUCCUAGGAAACACUAUAAUAAUAAUCCUUUGACGUCUUUGUACACACAUUAGUGACUAGAUGUAGUCUUGCAAUGAAAUAUACACCAUAUCUCAUUUAUAAUAAGAUUCAUAGUACUUCUGAUUGAACUGACCAAGUCUCGUCGGUAGUAUCUUCAGCAUUUAUAUGAAUAUCUAUCUUAUGUAUCUAGAAAUAAGUAUUACUAUACUAUGUAGCAUUUACUUUUAACAACUAUUUUGAAACUCAUCUAUCAAUUAGAUAGAUGCAGUUUCAAAAUAGUUAUAAUAGAGCAGACAUAAUUAUGUUGACUGUUACAGACUAAAAUGUUAAAUAUGAACUAAUAAGCAUAUUACUGACUAGCUACUCCUAAGCUGCAUUUUUAUUAACCAUAGCGUAAUGUUUUAUAUCCUAUAACCUUCUUCGAUAAAUGGACUAUCCAACACAAAAAUAAUUAUCUAACUUGAACCAGCAGUUUCAGAGAUAUACUCGUUCAUACAAACUGUAGCUUCAUAACGACAGGAAUACGUCGAAUUUACAAGUCACCUGUAUAUCUAUGUAUGAAAUAUCUUUGUACGAGCUUUCUACUCGUGGUAGUGUCUUAUAGUCUAGUAUAUAAUAUGUAUGUGCCUAUACGUAUGUAUGUAUUGUUAUUAUGUCAAAAUGUUCAGAUUUUUAUAGUCUAAAGUACUUUAAAGUGAGCAGUUAUCGUUUGUCCCGCGUCCGCGUGGUUUUUAAAACUAUUCUCGUAGAAGAAAAGAAUAAUGAAUGACUUGAAUAGAAUUCAAAGUUGUAUUAGCUCUUACCGCCGUACUCAAAGUCAUUUAAUGGUUCCUUAAGGUCUGGGACCUUAGCAAUUGUUUUUGGAACGAAAUCAUUACUAAGGUAUGGUUUAAGUAAUCAUUAAAUGUGUCUAAGUACGGCCGUUGGACUUAAAAUUACAGUUUAAAACAUUUUUGUAAAAGUGGUAUAAAUUUGGCCAACAGCGAACUUUAUCUGACUAAGUGAAAGAUGAGCAAAUAUACACAAGUCAUAAUCAACCCUGACAUUUGUUUACCGUAAUUAUAUAACGAAACACUAACAUACUACUAAUUUCUAAUCUAAGCCCCAUUCAAUAUUAAUACAUUUUAAUAUUAAUAAACUGUGUGUCUACUAAAAAUAAAAUAUACUAAUAAUAAUAAUUAACCAUGAAAUGUAAUCAGUAGUUUGUGCCCCAUUUGUUGUUAGGUAUGUAAGGAUCUACUUAGAGGAGAACUUUUUAAAUUGUGUUUGUGUUAGUAGAAAGUAACUGAUCGAGUUUAAAAUAUUUGUAACUAGCGCGUUCGCGUUCCUGCGGGAUAACAUGUGGCUUAUUCGUUAUUUCAGACCAUAACCUCUUACAAAUAUGACCUCGAUCUCUUUACCCGUUUUGACGUGACGGAGUAACAAACAAACAUACGAACUUUCGCAUUUAUAAUAUUAAUAUGAUUGGAAAGCAAUUAUUGUACUAAAUAUAUGACAACUUCUUCUGAAACCCUUUUCACCCCUCUCUUUCCCUCUCUCUUACUCAUCUUUUAUGAAUUUAAAACAUGAGAAAUAAUGUCUGGCGCGAAUGAACCAACCAAUCAGAGAGCCGGACGCGCUCUCAUUUCGAUCUCGUUAAACGUAGAACAAACUUACUAAGGGUACAGGUCUAAAAAAAGUUCCUUCUCUUAUUAAAGUAGCUAUAGAACUAAGAACAUGAAUAAGUUUCAUACACCUCAUUAGUACUUAUUCUUAUGACAUGUAGUGCCAUGACACCAUAAUAUAAUAUAAGAUUAGUUUUAAAAUUAUCACUAGUAUACAUUACUUUAAAAAUAUUAUUAUUACGUCCUUGCGAAAUUGUUAUAUUUUCAACGAAAAAUAUAUAUUUUUCUAUUAAUUUUGUCCUAAUUCUAUGUAUAAGUAAAAUACUUAGUUGGUGUAAUUAAAUAAAUAAAUAAACGAUGUAUACAAGG